GUCUCUCCAUCACACUAACAAGCUUGGGAAAACCCCUCAGAUCUAAUCGAACAUUUUAGAUCAAAAUUUAAACGCAUCAAAACCACAGCCUGUUCCUCUCUUCUCUCCCCCUCUCUCUCUACAUCUACGCUGGUAUCACCAGGUCCUACCAACCGCCUCAAGGAAAAAAAGAUCCCCUUUUCACUGAGACCGCCUCCUCUCCUCGUUCGCUUCUCACCCUCGCCACCACCAAGAGAAGAGAACGAGAGAGAGAGAGAGAGAGAGAGAGAGAGAUGGCGGACGCGUUCUGUCCGGACUGCAAGAGGAGCACGGAGACGGUGUUCGACCACUCGGCGGGGGACAUGGUGUGCUCGGAGUGCGGGCUGGUGCUGGAGGCGCACUCGAUCGACGAGACGUCGGAGUGGAGGACGUUCGCGAACGAGUCAGGGGACAACGACCCCGUCCGCGUCGGCGGGCCUACCAACCCGCUCCUCGCCGACGGCGGCCUCUCCACCGUCAUCUCCAAGCCCAACGGCGGCCAGAGCGACUUCCUCUCCUCCUCUCUCGGCCGCUGGCAGAACCGCAGCUCCAACCCGGACCGCUCCCUCAUCCUCGCGUUCCGCACAAUAGCCACCAUGGCCGACAGGUUGGGUCUUGUUGCAACUAUCAAGGAUCGGGCCAAUGAGAUAUACAAAAAGGUGGAAGAUCUCAAAUCCAUCAGGGGAAGAAAUCAAGAUGCAAUUUUAGCUGCUUGCCUCUACAUUGCUUGUCGACAAGAGGACAGGCCUCGCACUGUAAAGGAGAUAUGCUCUGUUGCCAACGGAGCUACAAAGAAGGAAAUUGGCCGUGCAAAAGAGUUCAUAGUAAAACAGCUUGAAGUUGAGAUGGGUCAGUCGAUGGAGAUGGGUACCAUUCAUGCAGGAGAUUUCCUGAGACGGUUUUGUUCACAUCUUGGCAUGACAAAUCAAGCAGUCAAGGCUGCUCAAGAAGCGGUACAGAAGUCAGAAGAACUUGAUAUAAGGAGGAGCCCCAUAUCAAUUGCAGCAGCUGUCAUUUACAUGAUAACUCAGUUGUCGGAUGACAAGAAACCCCUCAAAGAUAUAUCCUUGGCUACCGGAGUUGCAGAAGGCACCAUAAGAAAUUCCUACAAAGAUCUUUAUCCCUAUGCUUCGAGGCUGAUUCCAACCUCCUUUGCCAAGGAGGAAGACUUAAAGAACCUCUGCAGCCCAUAGUUUGGUAUCAACCUGUUGUACUGAACAUGAACCAUAUAAGAUUGAUCAUUGAGGAUGAUGCUGAACGAACAAUGCAUGGUUUGAUUGAUUUAUUGAUCAUUCAGUACUUGGUUGUGAUUUUGAUGA
Molecule: messenger RNA, 1337 nt
Organism: Phoenix dactylifera (date palm)
Lineage: Eukaryota; Viridiplantae; Streptophyta; Magnoliopsida; Arecales; Arecaceae
Product: transcription initiation factor IIB-like
Biological process (GO): DNA-templated transcription initiation; transcription preinitiation complex assembly
Cellular component (GO): transcription preinitiation complex; nucleus
Molecular function (GO): TBP-class protein binding
Source: RefSeq, a predicted model, not a curated record